AUGAAAUAAAGUCAAUAAUCUAUUCUUAAGUUGCGCCCAUACAAGAAAGUGCCUUAAGAUAAAAAAAAGCAACUAGUUGAACUGGUAUUUUAGAAAGAUUGGAAAAUAAAAUAAGUUUCUAUUUAUUAUUAUAAUCUAGGCUUCACAUUAUCUACGUAUAAAUUAUGCUACUGCUAAGAAUAUCAUUUUGAAAUAUAGAAAGACUAUUAUUCAAAAAAAAACAACUUAGCUUCCAGAAUCAAAGAGAUGCCAGUACAAAUUGAUUGGAUUAUCUAAAUCAAUAAUAAAAGUAAUAAGCAGCUAAGGAGGAAUAAAGAUAUAGGAUUUGUGA
This is a messenger RNA of Paramecium pentaurelia, 331 nucleotides long. The record is from the annotation of a GenBank genome assembly. NCBI's taxonomy places the organism in Eukaryota, Ciliophora, Oligohymenophorea, Peniculida, Parameciidae.